Messenger RNA from Brassicogethes aeneus, 1372 nucleotides. The record is from the annotation of a GenBank genome assembly. Lineage: Eukaryota; Metazoa; Arthropoda; Insecta; Coleoptera; Nitidulidae.
AUUCACGUGUAGGUACAACAAUUGUAAUAAUUAUUAUAAAAUAUAAAAAAUUACUAUGUCCAACGAUGAAGAAAUGGAGGUUAAUGAAAAAAUGGAAGUAGAAAUGGAAGAAGAAGAUGUUGAUAAUGUAAAAGAAGUUUAUUUACCUGGAAAACCUUUGGAAGAAGGCGAAGAAUUAGUUUGUGAUCAAACUGCUUAUGUUUUGUACCAUCAAGCUCAAACAAGUGCUCCUUGUUUAAGUUUUGAUGUAAUAAAUGAUAAUUUGGGAGAUAAUCGGGAUACAUAUCCUUUAACUUCAUUUAUAGUGGCUGGCACACAGGCUUCCCAGGCUCAAGUUAAUAAUAUUAUUGUUAUGAAAUUAUCAAAUUUAUAUAAAACUACAAAUGAAGAUAGUGAUAAUGAAAGUGAUGAAGAAUCUGAAGAUGAUGAAAAUAGGAAUCCAAAAAUGACAGGUGCUAUAAUAAAACAUCAAGGGUGUAUAAAUAGAAUACGGUCUACAACAAUUAAUAAUAUACACAUAGCGGCUUCAUGGAGUGAAUUGGGAAAAGUAAAUCUAUGGAAUUUAACGGAACAAUUACAAGCUGUUGACAAUGAUAAUUUAUUAAGCAAAUAUACAAAAGAAAACAAAUCGAACACAGUAACUCCUUUGUAUACAUUUUCUGGUCAUCAAAAGGAAGGUUUUGCUAUCGAUUGGAGUAGAACAUCUGUUGGAGUGUUGGCAACUGGCGACUGUAAUAGAGAUAUACAUAUUUGGAAACCAGGUGAUAAAUUAUCUGAAUGGAAGGUUGAUCAAAGACCCCUAGUAGGUCAUACUAAUUCAGUGGAAGAUCUUCAGUGGUCGCCAAACGAACCUAAUGUAUUAGCAUCAUGUUCGGUUGACUCAAGUAUUAGAAUAUGGGAUGCCAGAGCCUCACCUAGUAAAGCUUGUAUGUUGACCGCUGAAAAGGCACAUACAAGUGAUGUCAAUGUCAUUAAUUGGAAUAAAAAUGAACCCUUUAUUGUAAGUGGUGGAGAUGAUGGUUUUAUUCAUAUAUGGGACUUAAGAAAAUUUCAAGACAAAAUUCCUCUUGCUACAUUUAAACAUCACUUAGAAGCAGUUACCACUGUUGAAUGGCAUCCAACUGAUUCAGCAGUAUUUGCUUCUGGUGGUUCUGAUAAUCAAAUCGCACUGUGGGAUUUAUCAGUCGAAAAAGACAAUGAAGAGGCUGAAGAUGUUAAGGAAGUUCCACCUCAACUUUUAUUUAUCCAUCAAGGGCAAAAAGAUAUUAAAGAACUUCAUUGGCAUCCUCAACUUCCUGGUGUUAUAAUUAGCACAGCAGAAAGUGGAUUUAAUAUUUUUAAAACAAUAAGUGUAUAAUAUGUUUAAUAAAUA